AUGAAGCUCCAAGAUAUGGAAAGCUCCCAGAGUGCAACCAACAGCUCAAGACUUCAAGUGUCUAAGUUCCUCCUCCUGGGGCUCCCAGGCAUUCAUGAGUGGCAGCACUGGCUCUCCCUGCCCCUGGCUCUGCUCUACCUCUUAGCUCUUGGUGCCAAUCUCCUCAUCGUGAUUACCAUUCACCAUGAGCUUAACCUGCACCAGCCCAUGUAUCAGUUUCUUAGUAUCCUGGCUGGAGUGGACAUUGGCUUGGCUACUACUAUCAUGCCCAAGAUUCUGGCAAUCUUCUGGUUUGACGCCAAAGCCAUCAGCCUCCCUGAGUGCUUUGCCCAAAUCUAUGCUGUUCACUGUUUUAUUAGCAUGGAGUCGGGCAUCUUCCUCUGCAUGGCUGUGGAUAGAUAUGUAGCCAUCUGCCACCCACUUCAAUACUCCUCCAUAGUUACUGAUGGUUUUGUGGUCAAAUCCAUAGUAUUCAUGGUGCUCAGGAAUGUCCUGUUGACCAUCCCAGUGCCUAUACUGGCUUCCCAGAGACACUACUGCUCCAACAAUGAAAUUGAACACUGCAUGUGCUCUAAUCCAGGGGUCACCGGUCUGGCCUGUGAUGACACCACCAUUAAUAGGUUUUAUCAGCUGGCCUUGGCCUGGGUCAUUGGCGGAAGUGACAUGGCUCUAGUCUUUGUCUCCUAUGUUCUGAUCUUUCGCUCUGUGCUGAGACUGAACUCUGCUGAGGCAAUAGUCAAGGCUCUGAGCACCUGCAGUUCCCAUCUCAUUCUCAUCUUCUUUUUCUACACAACCAUUAUUGUAGUGUCUAUCGCUCACUUGGCAGGAAAAGCAGUUCCAAUCUUCCCUGUUCUUCUUAAUGUGCUUAACAUUGUCAUCCCCCCAGCCCUUAACCCCAUGGUGUAUGCUCUCAGGGCCCAGGAACUCAGAAUCGGCUUCCAGAGGGUGCUUGGGUUAGAUGGGAACGUGUCUCAGAAGUGA
Molecule: messenger RNA, 981 nt
Organism: Manis pentadactyla (Chinese pangolin)
Lineage: Eukaryota; Metazoa; Chordata; Mammalia; Pholidota; Manidae
Product: olfactory receptor 688-like
Exons: 1
Coding region: 1-981 (326 amino acids)
Biological process (GO): G protein-coupled receptor signaling pathway
Cellular component (GO): membrane
Molecular function (GO): olfactory receptor activity; G protein-coupled receptor activity
Source: RefSeq, a predicted model, not a curated record